GCUAAAUGAAAGCUCCUGAAUUUUCGAAUCUAGUGAUUGAGAUUAGUGAAUGCAAAUAGAAAAGUUCAUGGGGAAAUGAUUGUCAGAAAAGAAUGUAAAAAGAUAGUUAUAAGUUGUAAAUGAUUACUAAAAAUACAGUAUUGUAUAUUAAGAAAUUAGUUUAUAAAUCCAUUCAAUAAUGAAUUUGUAGCAGAAGAUUACUUAGAUAAUUCCAUGAGUUUAUACUUCCAACCAGGAGAUCUGUAAAGGAUUGAUUACCAAUUUCAUAAGCAUAUCACCAAAGAUUAUCAGGGACAAAUUAAAAUAGAGUAGAGUUCCCAAUAAUCUUAGAGGAUUACUAGAUGAAUAGAAAUGGAGUAUCUUUUCCACCAAUUCAUUCAAAUAAAUUUAUGAAGGCAAGAAUACUGCAGUCUGGUCUCGUAUAGUAUUUAUGCGUAGUAAUUUCUCAACUAAUUAUAAUCGUGAAUAUUAAACAGUUACUGAUUUAUUAUCUAAAAUUGGAGGUUUAUCACAGUCAGUGAUUUCUAUUAUAGGAGUAAUAAUAACUUAUUAUAAUAGAGCAUAAUGUAAAUAAUCACAACUAAUUAGUUUAUUUGGAUAUUUCCAAUCGUCUUUAUGAUUAUGAUUUUAAUAUUGAUCAUGAUUAAGGUACUAAAGGUUCAGGAUUAGUUGAUCCUCUGCAUUUUAGUGUUUAACUUUAGCAAGAAUCUGCUCAACCUCUUAAGAAAAAAAGGAAAUUAUAAGAUAACCCUGAUCUUACUAAAUAACCUGAAUAAGAUUCUAUGGAAGAAGAUCCUUAAUACAAAGAAAGAGUCUUAAAAGUUGUAGAAGAAUAAAAAUAAUUUAUGGAUAAAUAUUAGUUUAAAAGUAGAAAACAUUUUCUGCUUGCAACUUUCUAAUAAACUAUAUUGAUGAAAAAAACUAUCUAACUUAAUCUUAAAUAUUUCUUCUAUAAACUAUUCUGUCGUAAAUCAAAUCCUAAAUAAGAACCCUAAUUAUAUAUUUUAUAAAAGGCCUUGACUUCAGUUAGACAAGAAUUAGAUGUUUUUUCUAUCUUAAAUAGAAUUCAUUAAUUAGAAAAACUUAAAAAGAUACUUUUAGAUAGAGAUCAAUUAAUACUUUUUAAUUAUUCUCCAAAACCAGUUAUUGCAAUUAAUGAAAAAGACAAAGAAACAGAUUUCUUGCAUUAUUCUAAACAAUAAUCUCUUAAGCAAAUGACAUUAAUUGAAGUGGCAGAGAAUAUUAAAAAACAAUUAAAAAACUCUUUCUUAACAAAAGAACAUCUUAGUAUUGAAAAUGUGUUUAAUUCAUAUAAGGCAAUAGCUGCCAAGAAUAGAAAAUCAAAUCGUUAUUAUUAUAAAAUUAAUAGAAAAUUGAAAUCAUUUUUAGGAGAUUAGGUAAAGGCUAUCUUUAAAGCCUCAAAAUUAUUAAAGUUUCCUGAAGAUGAUUAGAUUCCUGAGAUGUGUGUAUUAGAUAUAAUGUCAGUAGGAGGUGAUACGGCAGCUUAAAUGCCAUUAAGUAUGCGUCCAUCUGUGAAUAUAAAUCAACAAUACUAAUGAUUAUUAAUAUAUAUUAACGAAUUAAUAUGUCUGUUAUUUUUGAAGACAUCGAGGUAUUGUAUAGAUAAUGAAGUUAGAAUUUACAUAAUCUACAAUUUCAAUUUACGCAGGCUUUACGAAUAGGCAAAUUCAUAUACUAUUUAGGUAUUGCUUUAGUAUAAGUUAGAGAAUUCACUACUUCGUAAAGUAAGUAUAGUUGAGAACAAUUAUUCAGAUAGUGUUAUUGUGUAAGCAGAAGUUUCAAUGAUUUGUACAGAUGGCAAACUAGUAUACUCAUUAUUAUGUAAGAUCUCUUUAAUAACAUGUUUAGAAAAUGGAGAUAUUUAUUAAAUAGAAUAGCCACCACGUCUACUCAAAACAGGAUAUCAUUAUAAAUGGAUUUCUCCAAUUGCUGCAAUAGAUCAAUCUCAUAGAGGAUUCUUUUGGAAAUCUAAUAAAUAGAUCUAUAGUCAUUGCAAACACAUUUCCUCUUAUUAAGAUAGAAUCAUUCUCAUUACGAUUGGAGGUAAGAUAUUUAAUGUGGUAAAUGGUUAAACUCUUUCUAUACCAUAAUUAAAUGGAUUGAAAUUGAAUACUUAUUUUAAAAAGUCUAUACUAUUUUCUCUUGGUGGAGUUACCAUAACUGAAAAUGGAGAAUUCUAUUUAUUCAAUCAAAAAAUGAUAAGAAUUAAAAUUAAAGAUAUCCAAGAUAUCUUUUCCACUGAUAAAUACAUAUUUGCUCUACAAAAUAAUAAUACUAUUUUACAAUACUCUAUUUAAGAAAUUGAAUCACAUCAAUUCUUUACCAAUUAGUUGAUCUUUCAGAAAAUGCAUUAUUGCAAUGAUAUUGAAUUUAAAUAUAAACUAAGACAUUUUUCAUAAAUAUCUAUACUUUAAUCAGAAUACUCUCUCUUUUCAUUUGCACAUAUAUAAGAAAAUAAGAUUCUUGAUACAAGUCUCAAUAUAACUGAGAAGACCAUACACCAAAUUCACAAUAAAAGUAGUGUAAUAAGCAUGAAGUAAUCAUUAUUUGAGGAUUGGGAUUCGAAAAAGAGAGUCUUAGAUACAAGAAGUUCUACUACUAUUGAUAAUUAACCUCAAUUAGAAUCUUAAAAAAAUGAAGGAAUAACACUUACUUUAGCAUAGAAAUUAGCAACAAUAAGAGAAAGCUUAAAUUUUGAAAAACCAUCAUUACCUUAAGUUGAAAAUGAUAAAUAAGAUCACAAUAGAUAAAAGAGUUUUAUUUAAUUACAUUAAAUAGUAUGUGAGGAUUUACCUAAAAUUCCAACUCCAAUAAAAUUAGAUCAUUUACUUAAUAAAAUUCAUGUUAAUAAACCAGAAAAACCAAUAGAUUAAUUAUUAUUAAUUUAAAAUAAAUAGGAUUUAUAAGAUUCUUUACCAACCUUUUAAAAUGAUAAUCAAUUUACUAACAAUGACACUAUUAAUAAAAAGAAGUCUAAGUAAAACAAUCCGACUUCAAGAUCAAAUAAAAGAUAAGAUAGUAUGUCAGCAUAAUCUGGUAUUGAUUUUCAAAAUAAUAGUGGAUUUAUUUAAUAAUAAGAUAGUUUUGUUGAUAUGUUGGAUAAUGAUUCCAAUAAAAAAGAUUUUCCUUUACAAUUAUAACCAUUUGACAAAUCUAAUAAAUAUAAAAGAAAUACUUUGGAUACUAUAUAAUCAUAUGAAAAUGAAUAGGAUCCAAAAACUACAAAUAGAUUAUCAAAUAAAAAAGAUUAAGUUCUUUAAUUAAGUAAUCGAUCUCCAAUUAAGGAAACAUUUAGAGAUCCUCUUCUAACUGAUAGAAGUUCUGCAAAAAGAAAUAUUGAAUAAGCUAAAUAAGAUUUAGAAACAUUGGUGAAUAUGAUAAAUAAAUAAAAAGAAAAUACUGAAACUACUAAAUCUAUUAGUACUGAUCAUAUUAAAUAAAAAUCAAGUAUAAGAAUGAUAUCUCCUCCUAUUUAAGUAGGAUUAGCACUUAGUCGUCCAGAAAGUAAAAUUACUCCACUUAAAAAUAGAAGAUCAUCACUUAUUACUGAAUCUUCAUAAUAAGAGUCUUUUAAGAUGCCUUAAAAAGUCUUGAAGUCAAAUAUAUCAUUAAAAUUAAAUACUUAACAAUCAUUAAAUUCAUCAAGUUAGAAUUCUUAAUUUUAAUUUGAUUCUCAUAACUUUAAGUAAUUGAAUACUUUAUAAGAUUAAGAAUCAUAAUUGGAUUUAAAAAGUGCCAAAACACUUUUUGAUUAAUCAAUCACUUAAUAAUUUAAAAAAAUUGAUUAAAUUAAAGGGCUUAAGAAAGUUUAAUGUUCAUCAUAAGUAAAUGUUUUGCGAAAUAACAGUUUGAGUAAAAAAUCAAGCAUAAUUGUUAAUAAUCAUAUAUAGAUACCUAAAUUGAAUUUAAGGAAGUAGGAAGCAAUUUUGAAGAAAUUAUUCUUUCGUUUAGAUGUAAGAUUGAAAUUGUCGAAAUUAGAAUUUGUGAAUAAUUUAAAAUGUUUGAUUUGA
Messenger RNA from Paramecium sonneborni, 4031 nucleotides. The record is from the annotation of a GenBank genome assembly. Lineage: Eukaryota; Ciliophora; Oligohymenophorea; Peniculida; Parameciidae.